GAGAUGAGUCUCUCAACUAAAGACAAAGAAACUGUGAAGGCCUUCUGGGCCAAGGCUUCCACCAAGCUGGAGGACAUCGGCAUGGAAGCGCUCUCCAGAAUGCUGGUCGUCUACCCCCAGACCAAGACUUACUUCUCCCACUGGAAGGACCUGAGCCCCGGCUCAGCUCCAGUGAAGAAGCAUGGAAAGGUUAUCAUGGGUGGCAUUGCAGAAGCUGUUGGUAAAAUCGAUGACCUGGUCAACGGCCUUACCAACCUGAGUGAGCUGCACGCCUUCCAGCUGCGAGUUGAUCCAGCUAACUUCAAGAUUCUGUCCCACAACCUGCUGGUCGUGAUGGCUAUGUUGUUUCCCAAGGAUUUCACCCCCGAGGUGCACGUCGCUAUGGAUAAGUUCCUGGCCAGAGUGGCUUUGGCUCUGUCUGAGAAAUACAGAUAA
Molecule: messenger RNA, 435 nt
Organism: Scleropages formosus (Asian bonytongue)
Lineage: Eukaryota; Metazoa; Chordata; Actinopteri; Osteoglossiformes; Osteoglossidae
Product: hemoglobin embryonic subunit alpha-like
Exons: 3
Coding region: 4-435 (143 amino acids)
Biological process (GO): oxygen transport; hydrogen peroxide catabolic process
Cellular component (GO): haptoglobin-hemoglobin complex; blood microparticle; hemoglobin complex
Molecular function (GO): oxygen carrier activity; heme binding; organic acid binding
Source: RefSeq, a predicted model, not a curated record